Molecule: messenger RNA, 2438 nt
Organism: Salvelinus sp. IW2-2015
Lineage: Eukaryota; Metazoa; Chordata; Actinopteri; Salmoniformes; Salmonidae
Gene: ntng1a
Product: netrin g1a
Biological process (GO): tissue development; substrate adhesion-dependent cell spreading; animal organ morphogenesis
Cellular component (GO): basement membrane
Source: RefSeq, a predicted model, not a curated record
CCCGUACAUGUGUAACAAUGAAUGUGAUGCCGAAAACGAGGACCUGGCCCACCCACCGGAGCUCAUGUUCGAUUUCGAGGGCCGCAACCCCACAACCUUCUGGCAGUCCAGUUCCUGGAAGAAGUACCCCAAAGCCCUCCUGGUCAACAUCACACUGUCGUGGAGCAAAACCAUCGAGCUGACCGACGACAUCGUGGUCACCUUUGAGUCCGGCCGCCCGGAACAGAUGGUUCUGGAGAAAUCUCUGGACUACGGUAAGACCUGGCAACCCUACCAGUUCUACGCCACAGACUGUCUGGACGCUUUCACCAUGGAUGCCAAGACUGUCCAGGACCUGACCCAGCACACUCUCCUAGACAUCAUCUGCACUGAGGAAUACUCCAGGGGCUACGUGUGGAAGUAUGACAAGACGGUGCGCUUCGAGAUCAAGGACCGCUUUGCACUGUUCGCCGGACCACGGCUCCACAACAUGGCGUCCCUCUACGGUCAGUUAGACACCACCAAGAACCUGAGAGACUUCUUCACCAUUACAGACCUGAGGGUCCGGCUCCUCCGACCAGCCACAGGGGCCACCAUGGUAGACGAGAACAACCUGUCCAGAUACUUCUACGCCAUCUCUGACAUCAAGGUCCAGGGAAGGUGCAAGUGUAACCUUCACGCCAAUAGUUGUGUGUUUGACAAAGAGACGCUAAAUUGUGAGUGUGAGCACAACACCACGGGGCCGGACUGUGGCCGCUGUAAGAGGAACUACCAGGGACGGACGUGGAGCGCAGGCUCCUAUCUACCCAUCCCCAAGGGCACGGCAAAUACCUGUAUCCCCAAUAGCAUUGGUCCAGUUAACUGCGAAUGCUUUGGACACUCCAACCGCUGCAGCUACAUCGAGCUGCUAAACUCUGUCAUUUGCGUGAGCUGUAAACACAACACUAGGGGCCAGCACUGCCAGGAUUGCAAGCAGGGCUACUUCCGAAAUGCUUCUGCGGAGCUGGAAGAUGAGAAUGUGUGCAUAGACUGUAGUUGUAAUCCCUAUGGCUCAGACAGUGUUCGCUGUAAUGGCACAGGAUUUUGUAAAUGUAAGGAGGGAACUACAGGGGCUAAGUGUCGAGAUUGUCUGCCGGGAUAUUUGUGGGACAAUGGCUGCAAAUCCCAAGUGUGUGACAACGAGCUGCUGCGCUGCCAGAACGGCGGUGUGUGUCUGAACAACCUGCGGUGCCAGUGUACCGCAGCAUUCACGGGCCUGCUGUGUGAGAAGCCCCGCUGUGAGUCGGAGCUGGGGGGCUGUGGUGGGCCCGACUCGGGCCAAGCCGCCCUCUCGUCUACACCACUCUCCACCUUGCUGCUGCUCCUGCUGGGCUCGACGCUGCUCAGAGAGGCCUCCUACAGGCCCACCCUGCUCUGAGAACCAGAGGCCUACACUGUCUACACUGAACUGUUGGAGCGAACUACCCAAUUACCAACUUCUCUACAACAACAACCAGAACUACAACGACCAUGAGCUUAGUCUACUAUACUGUACUGUACUAUAAUGUACUAUACUGUACUGUACUAGCUGUCCACCAGACACAGCAAGGACACACGCUGUCUAUAAGGGAAUGUGCCAGAAUGAAAGCAAAACUUUAAUUUGAGUAAAAAAAUAAAAGUAUAUAUAGAAAUGAGAGUUUAAAAAAAUGAAAUCAAUAAAGAAAAAUAAAUACCAGAUAUUUAAAAAGAGUUUAACUUGAGCAUUUGCUUCAUAAAAAGUCCAACAAGUCAAACAACAGACACCAGUGACCUAAGCCAUACCAGAGACUUUUCCCCCUAACUGUCAAAAGGAGGGACUGGAGAUGACAGACACUUUGUUCACUUCCUCUCUUAUCGCCACGGCAAUGGCAGCUGCGACCAAUAAGCGACAGCAAGCUCUAGCUAGCAAGGCCAGCAGCUGCUAGCUGCCCCUGUCUUAGGGUGCUUUGGGGUUUGGUGCUGGCUGGACUGAACUGCUUCUGGGCUGAACUGACUGACUGACUGACGAAGAACUACAUAGAACUGUCCCUACCGCUGCUGAAGGGUGGACAGACAGGCUGUUUGAAAAAUAAAACCUAUAUAGAGAAAUUGAGGCAGAGGGAAAAUAAAAAAGGAAAUGUAAGCAUUCUUUGCUGUCAGUGCAUUGUGGAUAUAAGGAUAUCCAUCCGGACUGCCACAUUUUGACCUGCAUCAAAAAUCUUGCCCACGUCUCUCUCUCGGUCUGUCUGUCUCUCUCUCUCUCUCUAUCUCUUGCUUUCUCUCUCUCUUUUUCUCAUCUCUCUGUCUCCCUCUUUCUUUCUCUCUGUCUCGCUCUCUUUCUGUUGGGCUCCUGAGUGUCGCAGCGGUCUUAAGCACUGCAUCUUAGCGCUAGAGGCGUCACUACAGACACCAGGCUGUAUCACAACCGGCCGUGAUUGGGAGUCCCAAAGGGCGGCGCACAA